CAGGUGUCUCCCGCCUCUCCCGGCGCGCUUCCGCUCCCUCCGCAGUUCCCGCUCUUACUGGCGCGUCCGUAGUAACGCUCGGGGGGCGGGGCCACGGUUGGAGAGGUGAGUGAGCCGCUGGCCCGGGCAUGGCGGGGGAAGCUGAGAAGCCGCUGGGAACGGAGGAACCUACCCUAAUUGCCACCACUCCUCCAGUUUCACGGUUUUAUCUCCUUGAGGAAGACGUGAGUCAGAGCAGCAGCCCUGGAACCCAGAUCUCCAGCGCCAGCGGCAUCUCUCUGGGGGAAGCCAUCCGGCAGUCUGCCAGUAAGGGUAUGGAGUCCUGGUACCAGCUGCCAGCAGAGGAGGAUGCCAGUAGCAUUAUGCCGCCACUUAGUGAGACAGGGGCUCUUGCCGAGCAGACGGAGUUCCCUACAUUAGAGGAAGGAACGUUACAUUCAGAACCAGAUGAGACAAAGGGACAUGCUUUGGGCCUCGUGCACUCAAUACAAUUUGAGACCCAGGACAGCCGCCUUUCUCCUUGUCUCCCACUUCUGAUUUCCACCUCCACUCAGGGACACAAGCUGUUUGAUGAGACACUGUACCAGCAAACUGAACUGGAUUUUGCACCUUUGAGUGGUUCACUUGAUAUCUCUGAAUUUCCUGGCCAUACAACAAAGUCUCUGCUAAUAAGCGAUGCAGUAACACUGACAGCCAAGGAAGUUUCACUAGACGUGGCUGGUGAGAACGUCACGCUGACCCAGAAUCCUCUCCCUCUUAGCCCUGAGGAAGACCAUGAAACCACAAACCUGCACUAUCUAUCACAGCACCCGCUGCCUUCUACCCAAAAAGAUUUUGACUUUGCUCAUUUGGCUCCCACUAUUUCUGAUACAGACAAGACAAUAUCUGAAACCUUGCAAGCAGCCCCCCACGAUGAGCAAUAUGCUUCUCCCAUAGAGAAUUUGGACAUGGUAUUUAGCCAAGAAGAUGGUUCUUUCCUGGAUAGCAGUGUGCCAGCUCCUGUGUUGCUGGAGCUUCUAGAGAAGGAGGUUGGCAUAUCUGGAAGCAGUGAGGUAUCUUCUACAAGUAGCUCUUCUGAGAAUGUCUCAAACAAAAAAGAUCUACACUCAGAGGAGCAAACAUACAAUAGAUCACAAAUGCAAGGGCUAGAUGGCCCAGGGAAAACAUCAGACCAAUAUCUCCUAGAAGGUGAAACCUUUCGAGAUUCCAGUGAAAUAGAUUUUAAUGCAGAAUCCUUUGAAAGUGCUGAAAGCCUACAUGCCAGUAGGCCGAACAGGUCCCACCAUUCUGGAAUAACUGUACGACUAGCUAAGGGGCCACCUUCUGUACCAGGUAACAAUGAUCUUCACAAAGAGCUCUGCGCCGAAAUCCAGCAACGGUACAGAGACAGAAUGUUACGGAGAUCAGCUGAGGGUUUAAAUGAAAAGGAUACGUCUUCUCUGACGGAAGCUUUUACAGAUCCAAACAGUGGGAAGGAUGACACUGUAGUGGAAGUGCAUUCAAGCAUGGCCCGGGAUGAGCUGACUAUUUCCUCUCGCUGUAGCAUAGAGAGGGGACACAAAGAUUCUGAGAUAUCACCAGCUGUAAACCCAACAGCAGAGGACAACUCAUUUAUUGGUCGUCUGGCUUAUCCCAUCUCUCAGUCCACUCCUGGAACCUUUACUGGGAAAUCUGGCAAAAACCAGCUCACUGGCAGACUGAUGCAAAUUAAGGCCAAACUUACAGGGUCUAACAUGUCUUUAAAUGAGGAACCCCUUAGUAAUGCCUCUACAGAACCGGUAUUCAAAAAGCCGCAAUCUUUACAGAGUAGCCGGGGUUAUGCCGAGAGCAGUGAUUCUCAAACAUCCCAGUCCCCAGACAGGAGGAGAAUCCAGUCACUCCCAAGUCUUAAUUACAUUGAAAAAGUUGGGGCUUGGAACACCAACCAGUCCUUUGAUGCCUUAGUUCUCCGUGGCUUGACAGGAAUAUCACCGAAAAAGAAAGCCUAUAACGCAGUGGCGGAUUCCUUAAACCGUAUGCUGUCCAAGCAGUCAGAUAGCGCUUUGCCAAAGAGCGGGCUUUCUGCCAUGUCUAGGGGAACAGGGUCUAUGAACAACUUGAAUGCCACUAAGACUGAUCCUUCUGGCACCCCUCAACUUAUAAGGUCCCAGUCUUGCACUACUGUGCCAAUGGGAAGCACAGAAAGAGCAGACGCCAAUACACAAGGUGAAGUGGUUAUACCCGUGAGUGAGUCACAUGAUGUACAGAGAGUUGAUAAGGUGCUUCCUAUGGAUUACAAUUUUUCAGAUCAUCUUCCCAGAAAAGAGCAGCCUGUUGAUUAUAAGGAGGCGAUUGACAUGUCAGGCAGCAGUCAAGAAAUCGCCUCUCAAACACAGCAGCCAAAAGCAGAUGUUGGUAGCAGCACCGUGGCAAUGGACCGCUUUAGUGAUGUGUCUCCUGAUAACGAACUGUUAAGUAGUUCAUGUUCGAGUGGGCACACAAACCAGAUGCAUUCACUGACAAGUUUAGAAGUAGACAAUUAUGUCCCUCUUUGGGCGGCGUCACCAGAGGAGGUGAAAGAGAUCAACAUUGAAGAAAGGAUACCGACUUAUCUCCGCAACCUUGGCAUAGACCAGUCACCCACUACCAUACUAACACCCUUUGCACCAAAAGGACCAAUUAGGGAGCCUGAGUUUUCACCUUCAGAAUUGAGGACAAUAAAGGGGUCAACUGCCACACCGAACAGAAGCAUGCGUUUUUCUGAAGGAGGCUCUCAGAGUGCAGCUGACGUCUCUCAAUCCAGCCUCUAUUCCACUGCAUCUACCACAAGUGUGUCGAUACCCAUGGGUUCUGAUGCUGGCCGGGAUUCUCCUCUGCAAACUGAAAUGUUGUCCCAGUUUAGCUCUAGCUCUACUAGGGAUAGACCAAUUAGCCAGUGUGAUAUGGCCACGCGCUUUGGAGAAGACAAUGAGACUCUUUUGCCUGGUCUGAAAUCAGAAAAAGUAGAAACGGGUAUAUUGGGCCAUGAGUUUCAGUCUGUGGAAAUCAGUGCAGUUCCACCUUUAUCCAUGGAACUCCAAUGUAACAUGGAAAGCACUGAGGCAUCAAAUAGAGUUAAACAGCUCAUUGAUCACUUUGAAUGUAAAACUAUUAGUCCGGACCAGCAUGUCUCCAGUACGUCUGAUGUUGAAGCUACUGAUUUCUUUGGCCUGGCAUCAGUAUCUGGGAUCCCUCUGCAGAAGCCAGCCAUGGAAGAUUCAUUCAGCUCAGGGUCAGUAUCUGGGAUCCCUUUGCAGAAGCCAGCCAUGGCCGAUUCAUUCAGCUUGGCAUCAGUAUCUGGGAUCCCUUUGCAGAAGCAAGCCUUGGCAGAUUCAUUCAGCUUGGCAUCAGUAUCUGGGAUCCCUUUGCAGAAGCCAGCCUUGGCAGAUUCAUUCAGCUUGGCAUCAGUAUCUGGGAUCCCUUUGCAGAAGCCAGCCUUGGCAGAUUCAUUCAGCUCGGCAUCAGUAUCUGGGAUCCCUUUGCAGAAGCCAUUCUUGGCAGAUUCAUUCAGCUCAGUGUCAGUAUCUGGGAUCCCUUUGCAGAAGCCAGCCAUGGCCGAUUCAUUCAGCUCGGUGUCAGUAUCUGGGAUCCCUUUGCAGAAGCCAGCCAUGGCCGAUUCAUUCAGCUCGGUGUCAGUAUCUGGGAUCCCUUUGCAGAAGCCAGCCAUGGCCGAUUCAUUCAGCUCGGUGUCAGUAUCUGGGAUCCCUUUGCAGAAGCCCGCCAUGGCAGAUUCAUUCAGCUCGAUGUCUGUAUCUGGGAUCCCUUUGCAGAAGCCGGCCUUGGAUUCUGUAAAUGAUUCUUUUGUUGGUUCAAAGACUCUGAAGGAGAUACGCAAACUGCUGGCAGAAGCUGAAACUGUUGGUUUUGAUGAGUCAGCUCAUGGCUACUCAUUCUCUUCUCGGGUUAAAGACAUUUCUAGCUCUUCUUUACCAAUGUGGCUGAAAACCAGUGACUCCGUAGCUCCUACUGCUGGGAAUAGCAGAUUUACCAGCCUGGGAGACGGUCAAUUGCCAGAGAUAUCAUGGGAUGCCUCUCUAAGCAGCAGCCUAACGUAUGACAACUUGCAAAUGAAAGAUUCCCCAGUAAAAGUGGGUUGGGAUGAUUCUCUAGCCAGCACUGACAAAUUUAAAGAUAGCACAGAUUUGGAAAAAGAAUUAGAAGGCCAAAACCAACCCAUUCCACAGUUUAAACAAGAGAAGCUGUUUGAGAGAGCUGAGCCUGAAGGCUUUAGUGAAGUGAUGGCUGUUAAUAAGGUGACAUUUUACGCUCCCUUUCGAGAUGGUAGGAGAAGUGAUAUAGUCAAUACCAUUUCUGAAGCCACUGAGUGCACCUCAGGCCAUCUCCAUAGCAUUACAAGUGCUGUACGGGGUUUGGAGCAAGCACAGGUCGUGACUGGUCUAUCCUAUGGACGACUGUCCGAGAAAGCGACAGAAAGUGAUGACAGCAGCGCUGACUCUUUGGCUGGUCGAGUGAAAAGUCUGCUGAAGAAAGAUGCACCAUUAAUGCACACAGCACAGACAGGGACAAGUACCGAUGGGAAGGAGGCAAAAACACGUGCUUCCAUGCAGCUGAAACUGGCCAAUUGUUCUUCCAUUACGGAGACAAUUCUAAAUGAUGAGGACAGGAGACGAAUAGAAGAGAUUAAGAGAGAGUUAAUAGAGGGGGCAAAGGAAUCACAGCUGGGACAGAAUCCAUGUUGUGCCAAUGCUGACAGGAUGUCUGACCACUGGAGGAAGUCGGAACCUUUUCGUUUACACAUGACUCCGUCACCUGACCUCGGUCAGUCCAGUCCUAGAAUGCACCCUAAGUUGCUCGAGAGAGCUCCGGAACAGUUGGCACCUCUAACAACUGCAGAAACAUUCAACAAAGAGAAUGCUCACACCUACGUGAAAGAGGAGUCUCGCCUGUUGGAAGAGGCCUUUGUGCCCCAGACAUUGAAGUUGACAGAUUUGGAUUUCAGAGAAGCUUCCGGCACAAAGAGGGAACUGAGCCAACAGGGGGCUCCUGCUCAUCCACCACUGAGUGGAGAAUCCUCCAAGCCAGUUACAUCCAUUACCUUUUCAUCACGCAAACGCAGCUCUCCUCUUUCCCUUUCCUCCAGUUCCGAAAGGACGUGUCCUGCAGAAACUUCUCCCGCUGUGCGGCCACGCAGCCAUGAUGGGUCUGAUCCCAACAAACUGAUCCUCAGUGCACCAGCUAAGUCUCUUUCUGUAUCAGACACACCUGUAGUGGCUCCUCAGGAUACUCCGGCCUCCCAUCUGGCUACUGAAUACCGACAUUGGCAACACAGUCCCACUCCUGAUUCAUCCGAAUGCAGCCUUCAUGCUCACAACAGUUUUGCACUAUGUAACCUGACUUGCACUGAUAAUGAGGGCAGCAUUACCUCUCUGGCACCACAAAUCUCUCCUUAUAGCCACCCUGACUUCCAUGAAGAUGUUCCUCUAACCGUUGGCUUAGAUCAGAGCUUCCAUUCAGAACACAGUUCAUAUCGCACAGAGGGGAUUGAUGGAAGAGCCCAUUCCUCCCCAGAGCCCUGUAUGCCAGCCAGCCACCCUGCUGCUGCUUCUCCAGCUAGAAAAGCCAUAUCGUGUGUUCAUGUUCAAAUCUCCCCCAAACAGGAGGACUCCAAGAAACUCGACUUUGACCCAAAGCUCCUGAGUGGCUCUGCAUGUGUUAAUAAUGUGGCCAAGCUGCAGGCAGAGGAACCUGAUCUGUCCCCAUCACGUGCUGCAAACUUGCCAGGGAAGGAGGGGGCAUUAAUAAAACAAGAUCUUGCUGAUGAAAAACUGACAUUAUCUUCCCUCCAUUUGCACACAAAGCCAAGUGACAGUGGCAUUCGCCCACCUGUAAGUUCCCUAUCUACGCCAGAGAGUGCAGCAUCUGUGGUGCUCGGCCGCAUUCCCUUACAUGAUGCAACGACGCAGAUAACCACGGAGAGCCCAGCCAAAACAACCUUCUCUGCUGAGAUAUUUAUUGACAGUAGAGAAAAGGAUAUAAUAUCCAGGUCUCCAGAUGUAACAGCCAACACCACUCCAGAGAGGCAGCCUUUAUACCAUGCCCGACUCUCCCCAGCCACUGAUCAACCUUUGCUCGUGCCAUACAGACCUCAUGGGAGCCCUGAGUUGUUCUAUGUUCCCUACACUGAUGGGUUAUCCAGGAUCUCUCCUGUCAGCACCAUAGAGAGCUCCCACACAGGCUCCAAUGAUGCAGUUUCACCCAAAUUUCCUGUGGAAGUGCUGGGCUCAGGCACGGAUAGUCUGUCUGAUUCGGCAAUGGUCCGGCAUAAAGAAGGCAUAUACAGCAAAGGCUCUAGCCCCAAGCUGGCCUGGGAAGCAAGCACAGCACCACAUAAAGGAAAUUCCUCAGAGACUUUGCCAACAAUAUCGGCUGUACGACAUACGCUGGAGAAAGAGCCAGAGCAUCAGAUGGGUUCCGAUACUAAACCUCCCCGUACUGCUCUUACACAAGGAAACUUUCAAUAUGAACGUGAUUCCAGAUUAGAUAAUCAGAGGGAAAGGCCUUCCCUUCUCUCCAGCCACACUGAGGAUAAUGAAUUCUUCCCCUUAACGCCAGAAAUAGAUUUCAACAGGGACCAGCGACGUGAUGGCAGCCCAAGCCUGAGGUGGAACAGUCCAGCUGAAGGUUCUUUGCUAAGAAAUGCUAAAACUAUUUCUUUUCCUUUUUCAAAAAGUUCUCCCAGCCUUAAAGUCACUGGGAGUAGCCCACUGCCUGGAAAGGUCUCUCCAACUUCACUUGGUGGCAGGUCUGUCACCAAUGGAAGAAACGGUGAGAAUUCCUAUACCAAUGGCCGCUACAUGUCUGUGACUCGGGAGUCUGAUGGCCAUAAGCGGUUGCACAAGUCCCAGGCCACUCUGGAUCAGAGCUCUGUCUCCCAACAGAGUCUGGAUGAUCUAUGGGCUCGUUAUACAAAUAGGAAAAAGCUUCAGCAGUCGGAAUCCAAGAGCAAUCAUGAGCUUUCACUGGUGGAGAGGCUAGAUCGCCUAGCCAGGCUCCUUCACAAUUCCUCUUCCCACUCACCACUCUCGGCAAAGGACGAACCACUUGCUGACCUAGAGCAAAGCAAGAACCAUGUGAAAGAGAGAAGCUGGGAGGGCAGUGGCCAUAAAGGAGAAAGAUGGUAUGACAAGAAGCUCUCAGGAACAGGCCUUCAUGUAGGGGGCAGAUAUUCGCUAGAUGAGAUAGACAUUACUAGUCAUGCUGAUGAGAGCUCUGUAGGCUCAGACUUGUACCCACUGCUCCAAAGCGCCAAAUCCGACAGCGCCCCCUCUGAAACAGGAACGGCUACACAAACAGGCAGCGAGGUGACUACACAGACAUUAGAAUCCAGCUCCACUCUAAAGACGGUAUCCAGCUCUGCUUCUACCAUAGACACCAUACGCCUUAUUAACGCCUUCGGUCCUGAAAGGGUCUGUCCAUCGUCCCGGCUCUCCCGCUUGUACAGCGCCAUUGACCUUCAGAAGAGACGCUCGGAAGAAAGCACAGGCAAGCCCAGCAGGAACCCUGCCGCCAGAAUAGACACGGGGGGACUUCACAGAAGCUUAAAUAAGACCCCAGAAUCCGUAUCUUCUGCCUCCACGUCUGACAGCUCUUGGCAACCAAGACCAGCCCUCAAAAGCAAAAGGAGCAACAAGUACUUAAACAAAGGUGUUCAGGCAGGAAAUCUGGAAAUAGUAAAUAGUGCUACUAAGAAAAACACAAGGGAUGUUGGCACAGUUUUUCCUUCGCCAAGAGGAGACCCCCAUAAACCACUUACCCAGGGGCACGGACAGAAGGAAGAGCGCUUCUGGGACAGCAGUGUCUUUACUCAGCGAGGUGGGAGGAGCAAGCAGGUCGCAGCACAAGGGCUGAGUUGGUUUGUUCCAACUGAGGACUUGAAAUCGGACUCAAGAAAGGAGAAUAGGUCUGACAUGAAGAAAGGCCCCAGUGUAAGUUGGUACGAGCCUCUGACCAAUACAAAGCCCUGGAGGGAACCUCUGCGAGAGAAGAACGUGGAGGAAGUCCGUGACCAGCUAAAUAAAUCCCACUUGGAUCCCCCUGAGAACAAGGCACUGAAGCCAUUUGUCAAAGUUACUCUGCAGGAAUCUCUGAAGACUCACCGACCCGAUUUCAUAUUCCGCUCCGGGGAGAGGGUGAAGCGCUUGCACCUUAUAGCCGAGGAGCGCAAACUGCAGACUGUUUUCCAGAGUGAAAGAGAGAAACUAUUCAACCAACCGGCAAAAGCAGGCGAGUGGGAGACAGCGCAGCAGCAGCUGCAAGACUACAGGUUAAACCAGAAGAACAGAAUGAUCCCUAAGAAAGAAAUGGUCCAGCACUCCAAAAGGAUUUAUGAGCAGCUCCCAGAAGUGAAGAAAAGACGAGAGGCAGAGAAGAGGAGACAGGAGUACGAAUCCUAUCGACUGAAGGCUCAGCUCUUUCAGAAGAAAGUCACAAACCAUGUGCUGGGAAGGAAAACCCCCUGGAACUGAUGGAAGCAGCUGCCUUAUAAAUGUUUCUUGCCCUCCCCUUAUAGCCAGUAAAAAACUCCCUCUGACUGCAGUCUCUGCACUUGUUCUUGGCAUUUUAUGUGAUGUGUUUUCCACCCUAUUUAUUAUUGUCUUUUUACUCACUGUGUGUUUGUGUGUAAAUACAUGUGAUGAGCUCUAUUUUCUAUAUAUUUAUAAGAGGAGAAGUAAUUUAUUUUUUAGUUUUCUACCUGCAGCGACAGAAUUAGGCUGAUAUAAUAAUAAUAAUGUGAUUUGCUGAAUAAACUAAUGGUUUCUGCCUGU
Molecule: messenger RNA, 8804 nt
Organism: Xenopus tropicalis (tropical clawed frog)
Lineage: Eukaryota; Metazoa; Chordata; Amphibia; Anura; Pipidae
Gene: alms1
Product: ALMS1, centrosome and basal body associated protein
Exons: 19
Coding region: 129-8504 (2791 amino acids)
Cellular component (GO): centrosome
Source: RefSeq, a predicted model, not a curated record